AUGUCUAGUAAUAACAUUGUAUUCUUUAAAAUAUGGAGAAAUAUAAUCUUAAAAAGAGAGAUUAUAAAAUGGAUUCGGUUAACUCAUCAAACAAUACACCCCAAUCGACAUUGUCGUAUAACCUUUGAUCAAGUCAAUUUAAAAGAAUCGAUCAGACUUGGUAUAGACAUGGGAGUGGUCAGGGAUAGAAUGAAACUUGACCCUGUUAUUACAAAACAACAACUAAGUUUGGAUGACAAUCAAGAAUUCUUUUCUUCAAAGGAUGUAUUGAGAAGAUAUGUCGACAUUUUCAAUCAAUUCGAUAGACCUUUUGUAGAGAACUACUUUGCAGACCAUGUAUCAAAGGAUCUUUGUUUCUCACGUCAUCCAGAGAUGUUGGUAGCACUACACAGUAUUCUAUUGGAGAAAGGAGUAAAGGAUCGAUUUGCAACAGUAGAGACUCUCAAAAAUGUAAUGUGGUGUCAAGGGAGCAAGAGUUUCAACUAUGCAAUAGAUCUACUUGGUGUGGUCAUUGGUCAAAAGGAUUACCCCAAACUGAUUGAACGUGCAUCUAGUUGUUCAAAUGUACGUGUCGAGGCUACAUUGGUCACAGCCUAUCUCCCAGUGUACACUGGAGAAGUUAAUUGGAGAUCAAUAGAAACCUUGAAGCAAAUGUUCAAAGAUAAAGAGUAUAAGAGUAUCAAGAUGCUCUCAAAGUGUGGAUCAAAAUUCAAAGGUUGGGUAGAAAGAGAAGAUUUCCACAAUUUGGCAAUCGAUAGCAACAAUUUGGAUUUGGUAGAUCAGAUGUAUAGGAUUUCAGGAACAUUCAGUCGAAAGAGUCUAGAAACUGCCUUUGAGACCAAAAAUAUUAGCAUUAUCCAAUUUGUUUACUCAAGAAUCAAAAGAGAUGUACAUUUUACAGAGUCUGGCCUCGUUACAAAAGUCCGCUCAAUCAAGAGGAAACAUCCAAAGCUAUUUGAAGAUAUUCAAUUUAUAGAGGAUCUUUACAACUUGUCUAGAAAAUACUUUAAAAUUACUUUUGAUUUUCUGGGCAACCAAAAGAUAAUCAACAAAUCAUCAAGACAAUCAUUAAUUGAUCAAAAAGAAUUUUUAAAUCUAUUUAAUAUUACAAAUAUUCCUUUAUUUGAAUUUAAUACAAAUAAAAUAAAAUAA
Molecule: messenger RNA, 1152 nt
Organism: Cavenderia fasciculata
Lineage: Eukaryota; Evosea; Eumycetozoa; Acytosteliales; Cavenderiaceae
Exons: 1
Coding region: 1-1152 (383 amino acids)
Source: RefSeq, a predicted model, not a curated record